Molecule: messenger RNA, 1502 nt
Organism: Musa acuminata subsp. malaccensis (wild Malaysian banana)
Lineage: Eukaryota; Viridiplantae; Streptophyta; Magnoliopsida; Zingiberales; Musaceae
Source: RefSeq, a predicted model, not a curated record
UCUCUCUGGCUGUCUCCUCUCGUUCCGGCUCUUAUCCCCCGCCCUAGGGUUUGCCUCAUUGGAGCAUCCCAUCUCGGCGAAGAAGCGGAAGACGCGGAGGGCGACAAUGAGAAACGACAAUCACCAAGAUGGCUUCAAUCUCUCCGAUCUCCGUGCCGCUAUGAGCGAAGAGGAUAGAGUCGGUCUGGUCAAUGCUCUAAAGGACAAGCUCCAGAGCCUCGCAGGGAAGCAUACGGAUGUUCUGGAGACGCUUAGCGCGGCGGUCAGGAAGCGCGUCGAGGUGCUGAGGGAGAUUCAGAACCAACACGAUGAGCUUGAGGCAAAGUUUUUUGAGGAAAGGGCUGUUCUAGAAGCUAAGUACCAGAAACUUUAUGAGCCCUUGUAUACUAAGAGAUAUGAGAUUGUGAAUGGUGUUGUCGAAGUUGACGGCAUUAAAAAUGAAUCUUCGGUUGAAACCCUUGCUGAGGAUAAAGCCAGUGAAGAAAAAGGUGUGCCAGAUUUUUGGCUCACUGCUCUGAAAACAAAUGAAGUGCUAGCUGAGGAGAUUCAAGAGCGUGAUGAGGAAGCUCUCAAGUAUCUAAAGGACAUAAAAUGGUGCAGAAUUGAUAAUCCUAAGGGUUUUAAACUUGAAUUUUUUUUCAAUUCUAACCCUUAUUUCAAGAACAGUGUUCUGACAAAAACGUAUCACAUGAUCGAUGAACAUGAACCAAUCUUGGAGAAGGCAAUUGGUACGGAUAUUGAAUGGUUUCCAGGGAAGUGUGUGACUCAGAAAAUUGUUAAGAAGAAGCCAAAGAAGGGUUCAAAGAAUGCUAAACCCAUAACAAAAACUGAAGAUUGUGAGAGUUUUUUCAACUUCUUUAAUCCACCAGAAGUACCAGAUGAUGAUGCUGAUAUUGAUGAAGAGACUGCUGAGCAGUUGCAGAGUCAGAUGGAAUUAGAUUAUGAUAUUGGGUCCACAAUUAGAGACAAGAUAAUUCCCCAUGCAGUUUCAUGGUUCACGGGGGAGGCUGUUCAAGAUGAUGAUGCAGAAAUAGAGGAUGAUGAGGAUGGUGAAGAUGAAGAGGAUGAAGAUGAAGAUGAAGAUGAAGAUGAUGAGGAUGAGGAUGAUGAAGAUGAAGAUGAAGAAGAGAAUGGCAAGUCCAAAAAAAAGGUAUGUCUAAUACGUGCAAGAUCUUGUUUCCUGUUUGCAAGUUUUACACUUGGGUUAUUAGACACUGACUUGUGCUCUUAUUAUUCUCUGUAUCACCAAAAUGCAGUCGGCUACAAGGCAGAAGAAGAGUGGAGGGGAGCAAGUCGACCGGCCCGCCGAGUGCAAACAACAGUAAAAUGUUCUAUAACGUGUUUUAUAAUGGAUGAAGUGUCUUCUAGCGUGUGUAGUUGUGGAGGAUCCUUACAGAGUUUUCUGAUUUUUCAUUUAAACUCCGUAUAGAGUGUAGUCAUGGAGGAUUAUUUGCAUAGAUUUGUUGGGACGAUCCGUUCAAUGUUUUCCAACUGUAGCGUUA